Equus caballus (horse) is the source of this 924-nucleotide messenger RNA. NCBI's taxonomy places the organism in Eukaryota, Metazoa, Chordata, Mammalia, Perissodactyla, Equidae. The record is from RefSeq and is a predicted model, not a curated record.
AUGCAUAUGUGUGUAAUGAAAAUCUCUUUCAGGUUUUCUGAUAAACCUGGAUGGAAACACACUCUGACAGUGCUGGACAAAUUCAUUCUCAUGGGAAUCACAGACCACCCUGAGCUGCAGGCUCCCUUAUUUGGGCUCUUCUUCAUCAUCUGCAUGAUCUCAGAGGUGAGCAACUUGGGCAUGGUCAUCCUCACUGAGAUGGACUCCAGGCUACAAACAUCCGUGUACUUUUUUCUCAGACACCUGGCUUUUACUGAUCUUGGUUACUCAACAACUGUAGGACCCAAAAUGUUAGUAAAUUUUGUUGUGGAUAAGAAUACAAUCUCUUAUUGUUUUUGUGCUAUAAAACUAGCUUUCUUUCUUAUAUUCAUUAUUAGUGAAGUUUUUAUUCAGUCAUCAAUUUCCUAUGACUGCUAUGUGGCCAUCUGUAACCCUCUGCUCUACCCAGUUAUUAUGUCACAAAGGGUUUGUCAAGUGCUGGCGGCAAUCUCAUAUCUCUACAGCACAUUUGCUUCUCUUCUACUCACCUUAAGGAUUUUUAAUUUGUCCUUUGUUUUCUUUGCUCUUCUCAGGCAUGAAGCUGAAAUGCCUAUUCUGAUCUUAGCUGGCUUUAAUUUGAUUAUCUCCCUUCUGAUAUAUUCCAUUGUAUAUAUACGACUUCUUCUAAUCAUUCUCAGGAUAAACUCUGCUGAGGGAAGUCACAAGGCUUUUUCUACCUGUGACUCCCACCUGACAGUGGUCAGAGUGUUCUACGGGACUUUGACAUUUAUGUAUGUUCACCCUAACUCAACCCAUUCCCUUGACACAGAUGAGACGGGCUCAGUCUUCUACACAGUGAUCAUUCCCAUGUUGAACCCCUUAACCUACAGCCUUAGGAGCAGGGAGCUGAAAGACACCCCUAAAAAAGCCAUCAAUAGAAACUAG